AUGGAAGAAGAAGAGAAAGACAUUGAAACAGAAUCAGAAGUUAUUGACGAAACCGACGGAAUAACAGAAUAUGCAGAAGAAAUCAAGAAAAAGAGGCAAUUAAGAAAAGAAGCCGAGGCUGAAGAAAAGGAGAAAGAGUUGCGGCAUCUGAUCGGUGAGAUCAAAAAGAAAACGGACGACGAUGAGUCCGAGGAAACACCGAUCACACCGGAGGACGAAAUCACCGUGAGCGACCGAGUAUCCACCGAGAGCUCGAUCCAUCCGUGUUUACGCGAAAUAGAUAUCAGCGAUUCCCAAUUAAAACUAGUGAAUCCGUAUACGGUGUAUCAAAUACCGAACGAUCCCGGAUUACUACCAGCUUUCUGGAUAUUGCAUGACCCUCCGCCAAUUUACAGCGCGGAUGGAGUGCAGAAAUUCUACGACAUAGUGAAGCAUUGUGGUCUGCGGUCGAUUAGUUCGCUAGGAAAAAUGCUCGUAAAUGAUCAACUAAAUUUGCAACACUACGGGCUCGAAUUGUCGGUGAUAAGAGCGAUUUGCGAAGCUCUGGAAGAAAACCCUUAUGUGCAAACGGUAAAUCUCAAGGGCAACAAACUAUCCUCGGAAGUAUGCAAAUAUCUAAACAAUUUGUUGCUUAAGAACACUAUAAUAACCAAUCUGUCGUUGUCGGGUUGCCAAAUCGGCGCGAACGGUGCAAGUAGAUUAUCCGAUGCGAUAUCGACGAACACAACUCUAAAGACGCUCGAUCUCAGCAGCUGUCACAUUGGAAACGAGGGCUUCGAAUACAUCGCGUCUGCAUUGUCUGAUAAUCAAAGCUUGGAGAGUGUUAAUCUAUCUGACAAUCAUCUGGAUGAGACGUGUUCCGAAAAUUUGCAUAAUCUACUCUCGUACUCCCAAUUUUUGACACAUCUGGACUUGUCCUGGAACUCUCUAUAUAGCUCUGAAACUUGGAAAGCUCUUAUCAGUGGGCUAAGGAAAAAUCAGACACUAAAUUCUCUGAAUUUAUCUUGGAAUGGACUUAAUGAACACUGCGUGCCUUAUCUGCAUAGAUUAUUAGUACGUUCACAAAGCCUCGAGAAGCUGGAUUUAAGCUGGAAUAGAUUUACCGAAAAAGAUGCUGUAUCCAUCGCGACAGGACUAUCGAAAAAUAGAACGCUUCAGGAAUUAAAUCUGGGAAACAAUCCUUUAAGAGCGCAAGGUGCUCUAGCUUUGAUACAUGCAAUCACACCGCAAGUAUCACCUAACAGUGUGUUAUAUCUUUUGGACUUGGAAAAUGUUUGGGCGAAUAAGGAUGUUCUUCAAGAAUUGGAGGAAAUCGAAAAGGAUAAACCAUGGGUUGUCAUCAAGUUGGGUGGUAUUCUGAGCAAUUACAAACUUGUUGGACCAAAUGUUAGAAGAAUACUUCUGAAAAGAGCGAAUUAUGAGACAAUGCCACGGAAACAUAAUCAUCGAUAUGAUUUUGGCCACUUUGUGAGAUCGCUGACAAAUAAAAAAAUUUUGCGAGCAAAAUUUGUAGAGCUGGUACAAAAAUUUAAACUGAAGCUUUCGACAUCACUCCUCAAUGAGAUUAUGAAUGCAUUUGAAGGACCACAAAAUACUGUCGAUCAAGAGCUAUUAAAAUCAAUUUAUUUCCAAGAAUUUCCGGAAACUACAGCGUCAUUACCAAAAUUGAAUGAAAACAAAGGAAAUUUAAAUCAUAAAAAUAAAUAG
Messenger RNA from Cataglyphis hispanica, 1707 nucleotides. RefSeq names its product leucine-rich repeat-containing protein 74B-like. Lineage: Eukaryota; Metazoa; Arthropoda; Insecta; Hymenoptera; Formicidae. The transcript has 6 exons. Gene Ontology annotation, molecular function: protein binding. The record is from RefSeq and is a predicted model, not a curated record. Bases 1 to 1707 code for a protein of 568 amino acids.